This is a messenger RNA of Xenia sp. Carnegie-2017, 3130 nucleotides long. Its product is annotated as cGMP-dependent 3',5'-cyclic phosphodiesterase-like. Gene Ontology annotation, cellular component: mitochondrial outer membrane; synaptic membrane; mitochondrial inner membrane. Gene Ontology annotation, molecular function: protein homodimerization activity; 3',5'-cGMP-stimulated cyclic-nucleotide phosphodiesterase activity; 3',5'-cyclic-AMP phosphodiesterase activity. Gene Ontology annotation, biological process: negative regulation of receptor guanylyl cyclase signaling pathway; cGMP catabolic process; positive regulation of gene expression. The record is from RefSeq and is a predicted model, not a curated record. The transcript has 34 exons. Bases 243 to 2885 code for a protein of 880 amino acids. NCBI's taxonomy places the organism in Eukaryota, Metazoa, Cnidaria, Anthozoa, Malacalcyonacea, Xeniidae.
CUGGCUGUGGCAGAAGCAGGAAAAUCGCAAUAAUAAGAUACCAACUAUAUAUAACGUAAUAACUGCCACAGCCGCAUGAAAGAGAAGCGCCUUGAAAGCAUUCUCAAUCCAAAUAUGCGUUGAUGUAAUGUUUACUCGAGAUACCGUGCAGCAGCGCCAUUGGGCCACACGAGGUUGACCCAUGUAUAGACAAAACUUUAUAUUAUCGUGUACUGUAGAGUUCGUAUUUGUCAAACAAUACAAUGCCGCGAUCAAUCAUUCUUGGCAACAAAACUCAGAACAGUCUAUUGGAAUUGAGUUCUGCCGAAGAUCUCGAUGGCUUUGCUAAGGCUACGAGAAACUUGCUCCUUUCACAGUUCGAAAAAAUAUUAAAGCAAUUGUGCUAUAUUCUGAAUCCUUUAUCUGGUGAACUUGAAUUUUUGUCAUGUGAUGGAGCUCAUAGGCAUUCCUUUCCCAAGAGUAAACUUAAAGAUGACUAUUGGUCAAGUCCUGGCUUGGACAUAAUGGAUCCUCUGUUAGAUAUCAUCCCCGAAGCUGGGAAACCUAUAAAAGAUGGCCGGCAAUUAUAUUAUUGGCCUGUGAAGAGAGAUGACGAGAGAAUCGUUUUAUUGCUUGUGAUGGUGACGUCUGCAAAGUUCAUCGAAGAUGAAAAAGAACAACUCGAGUUCUUUGCUAAACAGAUCAGCAUUAGCUAUGAAAAUGUUCUUCGACGACUACGCGGUGGUUUUAAGAAACAGAAACAUUUUGAACUCUUAGGUGAUAUGUACGAAAAGAGCUUUGCGUUGCUAUCUGAAAGAAUAGUUCAAUACCUUCAAGAGGUUACUGAAGCAUCCUCUGGUCUUAUCUUAGCCGUCGAUCAUACUUCAGACGAACUCUAUCAUAAGAUGAAAAACGCUAAUGGAUGUUCAAUUGAAAAUCGUUUCGAGUUGGCGGGGACUAUUUUCGAAGACGUUGUGAAGAAUGGAUCCAAAAUCAACCUAUCAAAUUUAACAUCUGAUUUUCCUUGUCAGAAACGACUUUCAACGUUAACAGAUGUUCCUGUGACCUCACUGAUAUGUGUGCCUGUAUUGCACAGUCAGAGCAAAAAUAUAUUCUGCGUUGUUUGUCUCUUUAACGAACGUUCAUCGGGAAGGUUCUCUCCAUCAAAAGAAGCAACUGUGAAUUCAACAUGUGAAUAUUUUUAUGCUCAACUUUUCAAUGCCCUAGAAUGGGAGAAAGAACUCGUUUAUCGUCGUCAACAAGAGCAUCUGUUAAACGUGGCAAAGAAUUUAUUCAUUCAUUUGGAUAAUGUCUCUGUUCUUCUCAAUGAAAUCCUGCAGGGAGCAAAGAAACUCACGCAAGCUGAAAUAUGUUCGCUGUUUCUUGUUGACAAGGAAAGACAAGAACUGGUUUCCAAAGUUUUUUUCAAUCAUAAAGCGAAUGAUGGCGGAGACGAGACAAAAGAAGUAAGAGUUGCAUUUGGGCAAGGUAUAGCUGGACACGUCGCACAAACCGGUGUAAUGCUGAAUAUUAAAGACGCAUAUUCUCAUCCAAAGUUUUGUAAAGAUAUCGACAGGAAAACCGGCUUCAAGACAAGGAACAUCCUCUGCUUUCCAAUCAGAGAUGAGAAAGAGGUUAUUGGUGUUGGGGAACUGAUCAAUAAGAUUAACGGCCCUGCUUUCAAUCGACUCGAUGAGGACUUGACGAAAGCGUUUGCGAUCUUCUGUGGUAUUAGUAUUUGCCAUAGUUUGCUGUACAAAAAAGUGACGGACGCUCAAAAUCGAGACAAGAUUACGAACGAGUUGAUGAUUUAUCACAUGAAGGUUGCGCAGAAAGACGUUCAGCAUUACACCUCUCAAACGAUUCUUCUCCCCAAUGAAGUAAACAAAGAAUUUGCAUAUUUGUUCUUCAGACCUCGUUUGGAACCAAAUCUUGACUAUGUACAGGCAUGUUUUUGUAUGUUUCAAGAUCUGGAUCUUAUACGAAAAUGGAAAAUAUCGCACGAAACACUAGUAAGAUUUGUUCUUAUGGUGAAGAAAGGCUAUCGAGAUCUACCGUAUCAUAACUGGACCCAUGCGUUUACAGUCAGUCAUUUUUGUUAUCUUUUAUUGAAGUAUCUCAAAAAGAUCGAUUGCUUUAGUGACUUGGAGAUUCUCUCUCUCUUCGUUUCAUGUCUGUGUCAUGAUCUUGAUCAUCGUGGAACUAACAACGCUUUUCAAGUGUCAUCUAACUCAGUUCUCGCUGCUUUGUACAGUUCAGAAGGAUCGGUAAUGGAGAGACAUCAUUUUGCACAGACAUGCUGUGUUCUUAACACGGAAGGAUGUAAUAUUUUCGAAAAUUUAACUGAAAAAGAAUACCACGAAGUCUUAAACUUGACGAGAAAAAUCAUCCUGGCGACAGAUCUGUCACACCAUUUUAAAAUUCUGAAGGAUUUGAAAAAGAUCGCGCAAGUCGGUUUUAAUCCUUCGGAUGUCGCUCAAAGAGAACUGUUGCUGUAUCUUAUGAUGACGUCGUGUGAUUUAUCCGAUCAAGUCAAACCUUUUGAUUCAGCCAGCACUGCGGCGGAUCUUGUUUACUCCGAAUAUUUCUCCCAGGGAGAUCUGGAGAAAGCUAUGGGAAAUAAACCAUCGGAGAUGAUGGAUCGAGAUCGGGCUUGUAUUCCAAAGCUGCAAAUUGAUUUCAUCGAUAGCAUUGUUCAUCCCACGUAUCGGUUGCUCGCCGAUAUUUUUCCCGAAAUGACCGUCUUAUGUGCUGUUAUCGACGAAAACAAAGGAAAGUGGAGUGAAAUCGAUUUGAAUGUUGGAAAUCAGAAAUGUUUGGCGACCACUUCCAUAAUGUCAACGUUCACUAAACAAAAUAACCAUAGCCACGAGCAAGUGUCAUACGCUAUCAACAACGGAAUCUAAUUUAGAAUAGCGUGUUUUAUUGUAAAUAAAGUAGUUAACUGAUUCUCAAACUAUAUGUGCAUAGUUUCUUAAUUUAUAUUUAUGUCAAAGCUAUUUUGCCAUGUGAAAAAUGGUUGUAUAUAGUUGUAUACCUAUACAUAAAAAAUGCGACCGCUAUGUUUAAUAUACACAUAAAUUAUUGUUUGGGAAUGAUGUCAUUCUACAUAAAUGUCGCGCCUAAAUUAUAAUUUUUUAAGAAAUUAGAA